Paramecium octaurelia is the source of this 3326-nucleotide messenger RNA. The record is from the annotation of a GenBank genome assembly. NCBI's taxonomy places the organism in Eukaryota, Ciliophora, Oligohymenophorea, Peniculida, Parameciidae.
AUGAAACACCAAUAUUCAAAAUAGUAGGACUCCCAGGAUUACGAACAAAUGCGUGGGGUUGAAGACUUCAAGGACUUGUUCUAGUUGGCAUCCAUAAAUGAUGGAUCCAGUCUGCAGAAGGUGUAGAAAUGGGGAGGAGACCAAGGCUUGGCAAAACAAUUGAAAUCCAAUUAGUUGGUACACGCAAUUGAUUAAUAAAGACAGAAAGGGAUUGAUUCGGAAGCCUAAGUGAUAGAGAACAGAGAGAAGUACGGCAACAACGACCCGAUUGAGAAGGAGUCGGAAUCCUUAUGUGAUUUAAUUUUGGAGUGCUUCGGAGAUACAAUGCUUUAAAUUUUGUUGUUGGCAGCUUUUGUGAGUACGAUAAUUGGAAUGAUAAAUGAAGGUGUGGCAACUGGAUGGACAGAGGGGUAUGUAAAAAUGGUUAAUAGUUAUUUAGAGCAACAAUAUUUUUUGCUGUGUUUUUGAUAGUUUCAAUAACAGCUGGUAAUAAUUAUUUAAAAGAAAGACAAUUUUAGUAAUUGCGCAGAAGAUUGGAUGAAGGAAUAGUAUAAGUAGUAAGAGGAGGAAUAGUGGAGAUCUCAAUAAAGGACAUAGUAGUUGGAGAUGUUCUCUAAUUUGGGAUUGGAGACAUGUUUGCAGUGGAUGGUAUGAACAAUAACAAUAUCAAAAGGGUUGAUGAUCCAGGGAUCUUCAGUGAAAGUGGAUGAAUCUGCAAUGACAGGGGAAUCUGAUGAGAUAAAAAAGUUACCCUUUAGUGACAUAAUUCAAUAAUCAAAAUUACCCUUAGACAAUCAUCAUUGUAGUCCCUUUUUGAUUAGUGGCACUAAAUGUCUAGAUGGAAAUGGUUACAUGCUCGUAUUGCAGGUUGGAUAAAAUACAGUUUAAGGAUAGUUGAAACUAUUGUUAAACUAAGAUAAUCCUCCCACUCCACUCCAACAAAAAUUGGAGGGAGUGGCUGAAGAUAUUGGUAAAUUGGGAACAUUAGUAGCCAUCUUGACAUUUGUAGCAUUGAUGGGACAUCUAAUCUAUGAUGUGUUUGUCUUACAUAAGCAUGAUUUCUUGACCUUGAAAUCACUCUCAUUUAUCAUCGAUGCAUUUAUGAUUGGAGUAACUAUCAUAGUGGUUGCAGUGCCUGAAGGGUUGCCACUUGCAGUGACUAUAGCUUUGGCCUAUUCAGUAGGAAAGAUGAAGGAUGAAUAAAAUUUAGUGAAGAAUCUGGCAUCUUGUGAAACUAUGGGAGGAGCCAAUAAUAUUUGCAGUGAUAAAACAGGGACACUGACUUAAAAUAUCAUGUCAGUUACUACUAUUUGGAGUGAAAAUAAUUUCAUAACUAAGGACCAAUUUACUUAAAAUAAUUAGAUGUCAAAACAAACCGUAGAAAUAAUGGCUGAGUCUAUCUGCUAUAAUUCGAAUGCUAAUCCAACCAAAGAUAAAAAUAGUAACAGAUGGAUACAAAUUGGAAAUAAAACAGAGUGUGCUUUGAUUGAAUUAGCUGAUCUCUUUGGAUUCAAAUAUGGCAAUUAUAGACAAAAUGACAAGAUACUCAGACAAAUCCCCUUCAGUAGCAAAAGAAAGAAGAUGAGCACUGCUGUCCUCAACUAAAAGAAUCAGACUGUUAGAAUAUUUACAAAAGGAGCUUCAGAAAUCAUAUUGGCACAAUGUUUCAAAUAUGUUUCAAAAGGUGGAAAUGAAGUGUUGCUUGAUAAAACAAAGAAGGAUGAUAUUUUACACAAUGUAAUUGAAUAAUAUGCUUCUCAAUGCUUAAGAACUAUAGCCAUAGCUUACAGAGAGUUUGAACCUCAGAGUUCAAGUUUUAAAGGUUCUACUGUUAAUAUGAAGGCUCAUAUUCAUCAAAUUCCAGAAGAUGAAUUGGAUAAGGAUUUAACAUUAAUUGCUAUUUGUGGUAUAAAGGAUCCCAUUAGAGCAGAUGUUCCAAAUGCAAUCAAAUUAUGCAAUCAAUCUGGAGUGAUUGUGAGAAUGGUCACUGGAGAUAAUAUCAUUACUGCAUAAUCCAUAGCCAAGGAAUGCGGCAUUUUGGAGUAAGGCAGAGCUCAAUAGGAAUUUGAAGUAAUUGAGGGCAAGAAGUUCAGAGAGUUGGUUGGAGGGUUGAUGACUGUUAAGGAUGAUGAAGGUAAGGAAAUUAAGAAGAUUAAAAAUAUGCAGAUCUUCUCCAAAAUAAGCAGAGAAAUGAGGGUUAUGGCCAGAGCUUCUCCGGAAGAUAAAUACUUAUUAGUUACUGGGUUAAUUGAGGAAGGCAAUGUUGUGGCUGUCACAGGAGAUGGUACUAAUGAUGCCCCUGCUUUAAAGAAGGCAGAUGUAGGGUUUGCUAUGGGAAUUACUGGAUCUGAUGUUGCCAAGGAUGCUGCAGAUAUCAUCCUUAUUGAUGAUAACUUCAACUCAAUUCUUACAGGUAUAUUUAUUCAUGAAUGUGAUUAGCUAUGAUAUGGGGUAGGAACAUCUAUGAUUGCAUAAGGAAGUUUAUUUAAUUUUAAUUAACUGUCAAUUUGGUGGCACUCUUCAUGUCUUUUACAGGCGCUGUGAUAUUAAAGCAAUCUCCCUUAAAUGCAAUUGAGAUGCUAUGGGUCAACUUAAUUAUGGACACCUUUGCAUCCUUGGCUUUGGCUACCGAACCUCCAUCAAUCACAGUUUUGUCAAGAUUACCAUAUAAGAGAACAGAUCAAAUAGUUUCCCCAACUAUGUACAGAACGAUCGUUGGAGCUAGUUUCUAUUAGAUAACUAUUCUCUCCUUUAUUCUAUUCUUGUUACCACAUUACAUAGAUUGUUCUUUGCCACCAGAACUUGUUGGUUAGAAAGUAAAAUAGUUGAUUUAUAUAUAAGUAUCCUUCAAAUGUAGUGCAAAUGAGCAUCUUUUUCUAAGCGUUUGUUUUGAUGCAAGUGUUCAAUUCGAUUUCAUGUAGACAAUUAGAUUAUCAUACAAAAAACCCCUUUUCAAAUUUUUGUAAUAAUCCAUUGUUUUGGAUCGUUUAAACAAUUACAGUUAUAGUUUAGAUCUUACUAAUUCAAUAUGGUGGGAGAUAUGUGAAGGUGUCCCAUCUGACUCUGUCUUAGCAUAUACUGUGUUUCGGAUUUGGAGUAUUUGGAAUAGUUUUUUCAUUGCUAUUUAAAUUUAUACCCGAGAGCAUCUGUCAAAAGAUUCAUAUUUUCAGGGAGGAUGAGGUCAAGACAGAAAAGAUGGAUGAUACGCUGACAAGUAGAUUAAGGAGGAAGUCAACAAUGCGUUUGCAUACUAGUUAAAGGAGUAAAGUAGAGGGUGGGAGUCUAUAAAAGAUGAGUUCAUAAAAGAUAUGAAUAUAUUUAACAUG